Molecule: messenger RNA, 887 nt
Organism: Daldinia caldariorum
Lineage: Eukaryota; Fungi; Ascomycota; Sordariomycetes; Xylariales; Hypoxylaceae
Product: ankyrin repeat-containing protein
Exons: 2
Coding region: 202-867 (221 amino acids)
Molecular function (GO): protein binding
Source: RefSeq, a predicted model, not a curated record
GGGUUGAGAAGCUUAAUUCGAUUUUACCAACGUGCGUCAUACCUUAGCCCACUCUUCAAUUUAUCAAUCCGAAUUUUUCAUACGGCCUAAAGUUUUCCAUUUCUCAUACCAAUUUAUUUGGCUAGCAGUAAUCUUUUCCCUUCCUUCUUUUUUUUUUCUCGACAAAUUCAACUCCCCAACUAUCUAAUUCUUCCGGUCGCCAUGUCUGCCAACCCGUUCCUGUUAGCUGCCGACAACAGCCCAGAUCUACUGCCCCUCCUUCGAGAGAACCCUAGUCGAGCUUCCGAACAAGACUCCCACGGAUACUCCCUAGUUCACGCGGCUGCGAGCUACAAUCAUCUCGAUCUCCUCCGCACCUUAAUUCGCGAGUUCAAUGUCGAUGUUAACCUGCGCGACGAAGACGAAGAGACGGCCCUCUUCGUGGUUGAAACAGUCGAAGCUGCUCGCGUCCUAGUUGAGGAGUUGGGAGCUGAUGUUUCGAUCAAAGGUUCUGAUGGAUAUACUGCUUUCCAGAAGAUAGAUGAAGAGGGUGAAUUUCCAGAGGUUGCUGAGUAUCUAAAGACCAAGGAGGAAGCUGGCCAUACCCAAACUCUACCGAAUGGAGCCAAUGGAACGAAUGGAACGAAUGCGGACACAAACGCUGCGCCACCCGUACCCCAAGGUCUGAACAUAUCUCUUAGCACAGUCGCACCUACCGAUGAGACUGAGCUCGAAGUUGAUCCCGAAUUUCGAAGGAGGAUAGAAGAAUUAGCUGGGCGAGACGACUUCAACUCCGACGCUGGCCAAGCUGCACUUAGACAGCUAGUUGAAGAUGCCAUAGCAGAGCGCAAUCUCGCAGAUCGCAAUGUUCGUUCGAGACAGGAUUAGUUAGGUUGGUUGGUUUACCA